AUGGCUGACAUCCUUAAUAAAUUGUUCGGCCAGAAACACAGUAAGCAUAGCGGCGAUCAAGGCAGCAGUAAAAAUUCUAGUUCUGAAGGCGAAGGCUACACCAAACAUCAAAGCGAAUUCUUCAAAGAGUUUCUUGCUAGAGCAAAAGAAGAAUUUCAACAAAAAUGGGACCAUGCGCCUCCAAGUUCAUCCUGUCUGGAUGACUUUGACAGAAUCAAAACACUCGGCACCGGCUCCUUCGGCCGAGUCAUGCUAGUCCAACACAAAGGAGAAGGAAAAACAUACUAUGCUAUGAAAAUCUUGGACAAACAGAAGGUUGUGAAGUUAAAACAAGUAGAGCACACGUUAAAUGAGAAAAAAAUAUUGCAGUCAAUAAAUUUUCCAUUUUUGGUGAAAUUGGAAUAUUCAUUUAAA
Messenger RNA from Candidula unifasciata, 414 nucleotides. NCBI's taxonomy places the organism in Eukaryota, Metazoa, Mollusca, Gastropoda, Stylommatophora, Geomitridae. The record is from the annotation of a GenBank genome assembly.